Trichomonas vaginalis G3 is the source of this 1164-nucleotide messenger RNA. Its product is annotated as ATP binding. NCBI's taxonomy places the organism in Eukaryota, Parabasalia, Trichomonadida, Trichomonadidae. The transcript has a single exon. Gene Ontology annotation, molecular function: ATP binding; ATP-dependent protein folding chaperone. The record is from RefSeq and is a predicted model, not a curated record. Gene Ontology annotation, biological process: protein folding. Gene Ontology annotation, cellular component: nucleus; cytosol. Bases 1 to 1164 code for a protein of 387 amino acids.
AUGCUUGGGAUUGAUUUAGGAACUUUCAAUACCCGAGCAUCGUAUUUCAACCCAGAAACAGGUGAGAAAACUCUUACAAGGAAUGUUCAAUUCAAUGGAAAUGAUUCUCUUUUUUCAGGAAUUGUUUUUGAAGAAAAUCAAACUUUAGUCGGAGACUCUUCAAACAUUUACAAGAUACCUACUAAAACAAUGUUUAAAUUUAAAACAAUAAUUGAUAAUCCAUCAAGAUUCGAAGAUAUUGCAGAAAAAGCUGGUUUUCAUCUUUCAGAAAAAGAUGGAAGUAAUUGUAUCCAGAUAGGUCCAAAUCAAUAUAAUCUAAUAUAUAUGCUUUCUCUCAUUUUCAAUACAAUUAAUAAAAACUUUUCAAACGUUUCAAAUUCUACAUCAGAUGUGAAGACAACAAUCGCUAUCCCACCAUCAUUUGAUGAAACACAUAAGAAAACGAUCAAAGAAGCGUGCGAUUUAGCAAAUAUUAAGAUUGAUAAAUUUAUUUCAGAACCUACAGCUGCUUUGUUAAAGUACAAAUCAAUUGAUGAAACAGAGAAUGCUACUGUCGCUAUGAUUGACUACGGAUAUUCAGGUCUUACUGUUACUUUUCUUAAAAUGACCGGAUAUCAAUUUGAUAUCAUUGUUUCUGUCAAAAAGAGCGAAUUUUGUGUUGAAAAUGUUGACAGAAUGAUCAUACGUUUCGUUUUAGAUCAAUACAAACAGAAAUAUCCAAAUGAUGAGCCAAGUAGCGAAGCCAUAUCAAGACUGAAAGAAGAAACGAUGAAGUGCAGAGAAGCAAUGACUUCUGUUAAGAAAUUUGACUUUCACAUCGAAAAUUUCUGUAAUGAUCAUACUUUAGAGUAUAAAAUGCGUAGAAAUACGUUCUAUAGCGCUUCUGAAGACAUAUUUGACUCAACUCCUGCAGUUAUUAGAGAUGCUUUUGCAAAAUCUAAAAUGAAACGUAAUGAAAUUAAUUUAGUUCUUUGCAGAGGUGCCUGUAUUAAUCACAUAUUAGAUUAUAUUAAAGAAUAUUUUAUCGGAAUCACUGUCGAUGCCGAUUUUGAUGAAAAUGGAACUGCUGUCGCUCAGGGAUGCGCCCUCAGCUAUAAGAAAGAUAUAGAAGAAAAAUUUGAUGAUCCAAGCACAAGUGGAUCAAAAUGUUGUUUGUUAAUAUAA